UGGUGCUAAGAAAAUUGGGACAUGAAAUCUUAAUUAUCUCUUUUUUUAGUUUUUUCAAUGCACGCUAUCUCUAUUUUAUUUCCCAAUUGUUGUUCUUAAUAUAACUUGGUUUCUCGUGAGGGGUUUUGAAUAAAAUUCAAGAGCAAAUUUGAUUACUCAACUAAAUCGUUGAAGCCUACAGCAAUCCAUGGCUCAGAAAGUGAAGGUGAUUGAAGAGUGUCAGGUGAGUCCUCCACCAGGUUCAGUUCCUCCAACCUCUAUCCCUCUCACUUUCUUCGACCUUCCAUGGCUUUGUUGCCCUCCACUCAAACGUAUCUUCUUCUACCACUUCCCUCAUUCCACUCAACACUUCGUCCAAACCCUCCUUCCAUCUCUCAAGAACUCCCUUUCCCUAACUCUCCAACACUUCUUCCCUUUCUCUUCCAACCUACUCUUCCCACCAAAGCCAAACACCCCUCACAUCCUCUACACUCACGCUGACUCCAUCUCCUUCACCGUAGCUGAGUCCACACUAGCAGAUGUCACCACCCUCGUGUCUCAUAAUUCCCCAAGAGAUGUCACUCUUUUGCACCCUUUUGUUCCCUCCUUGCCACCACCACGUACCUUAGAAGAUGGCACAUUUGUGAUCCCUCUCAUGGCCAUUCAGGUCACUGUUAUGCCCUAUUCCGCCUUCACCAUAUGCAUCACUUUCAGACACGUGGCUGCAGAUGGGAGAGCUUUUCAUCACUUCAUGAAAUUCUGGGCCUCUCUUUGUAAGUCAUCAAAACAAGACUUGGGCCUGGCUUCCUUUCAAGGCUCUCUUGCUAUGCCUUUGCACAACAGGGACAUCAUUCAAGACCCGAAAGGCCUUAAGCCCAUUUUCUUACAAGAAUUGUGGAAUUCUUUGCCGGAAAAUAUAGAGUCCAAGGGCAUCAAACGUGAUGUUCCUAGUGACAUGGUGCGUCACACGUUUGUCUUGAGCCAUGUCCAUGUUGAGAAACUCAAGAAAUGGGUAUCUAUUAAGGGCAAAAGCCAUGGUCUAGCGAUACCGCACAUAACAACCUUUGUGGUAACAUGUGCAUUGAUUUGGGUUUGUAAGGUGAAAUCAGAAGAGAAUAAAGUUAAUGAUGAUGAGUCAUACAUUUUGGCCUUCAUGGCAGAUUGUCGUAAUCGUCCGGAAUUUUCAAUUCCAUUGGAAUACUUUGGGAAUUGUUUGGUUUGUGGGAAUGUUGUAGUCAACAGGGGGAAGCUUGUGGGAGGAUUAGGAAAUGGUAUUUUGGAGGCAGCCAUCGCUAUCGGUAGCAAAGUUAGAUAUUUGCAACGUGAAUCUUUUGAAGGGGCGGAAACAUUGAUGUCAAAUUUUAGAGAAUAUGCCUCGUUGGGGAAGCAUAUGACAAUAAUUGCGGGCUCACCAAAGCUUGAAGUGUAUGAAACUGACUUUGGGUGGGGUAAGCCCAAGAGGAGUGAUGUAGUUCACGUCGAUAAUUCAGGAUCAAUCUCCCUUUCUGACUGUAGAGACAAAGAAGGUCGAAUUGAGGUUGGGAUAGCACUUCAAAAGACUCAAAUGAAUAAAUUCACUACCAUUUUGGAAGUGCAUCUCACAGAAAUUGCACUUCUUGACUGAAAAACCUCCAUCCAUAUCCAUGAGUUGUCUUUUGGUGGACCAUGAAGUUUUGUCUCUGUACUACAAUAUAUUCCAUAUAUAUAUUCAUUAAUCUUCAAUUAUGGGGUUUGGUUAUCGGACAUCCAUGUUACGGGACAUAUAGACUUGGAUCAAAGGCACCAAGCAUCGUGUACAAUGAUUUGUACCCAUAUUAUAGUUUUCCUUGCCUUCAACAAAAAAAUAAUCGGGUUGUUUCA
Messenger RNA from Cajanus cajan (pigeon pea), 1839 nucleotides. NCBI's taxonomy places the organism in Eukaryota, Viridiplantae, Streptophyta, Magnoliopsida, Fabales, Fabaceae. The record is from RefSeq and is a predicted model, not a curated record.